AUGAAAUACUUGAAGAGAUGGAGCAAAGACCGCGCAAAGAUUGUAAAAGACAUACGACUAGCAGCAAUUUCACAGGUUGAUAGAGGCUUGGCAAACACGGCCAAGGGUCACCUGGCCUUGGUUCCAGCGACAGCCAAGAAAAGGGAUGUUAUUGCGAUCGUAGCCUGUUCGUUUCCAAUUGUUUUGAGGCGGAAAGAACGGGGGUAUGAAUACAUCGGAGAAUGCUAUCUGCACGGCUUCAUGGACGGCGAAGCCUUUGCUGGAGACGAAGAACACGAGGUUGAAGAAUGUUCCAUACAAUAG
Hyaloscypha bicolor E is the source of this 303-nucleotide messenger RNA. RefSeq lists its product as uncharacterized. The coding region runs from base 1 to 303 and encodes 100 amino acids. Lineage: Eukaryota; Fungi; Ascomycota; Leotiomycetes; Helotiales; Hyaloscyphaceae. The record is from RefSeq and is a predicted model, not a curated record. The transcript has a single exon.